AUGGAAAAAGUCGUUCCAGAGGUUCUCUCGUGCAAAGUACGACAUGCUAUCAUGUUGGUAAGAAAUCGUACGGCACCCGGUCCCGACAGAAUAAGACCGGAACACCUGAAGAACCUUAAACGAGUGGUCAUCAACAUCCUUGCGAGGUUCUUUACACGUUACCUAUCCGAGUGCAAGGUUCCUAAACAGUGGAAGACCAGCAAGACCGUGUUGUUGUAUAAGAAGGGAGAUCCACAUGACAUCGGCAACUGUCGGCCCAUCAGCUUACUGUCCGUCAUCUACAAGCUCUUUACAAGAGUGAUCCUUGAUAGGAUCGAAAAAAAUCUUGAGACAGCCAUCCGAGCAUCUUAA
This is a messenger RNA of Necator americanus (New World hookworm), 351 nucleotides long. RefSeq lists its product as uncharacterized. The coding region runs from base 1 to 351 and encodes 116 amino acids. The transcript has a single exon. The record is from RefSeq and is a predicted model, not a curated record. Lineage: Eukaryota; Metazoa; Nematoda; Chromadorea; Rhabditida; Ancylostomatidae.